UUGGCUUCAAAGCACCAAACAAAGCUAAUUGGAAUUCAACCAUCAACCAUGUUCUUCAAAAAAUCACUGAUCGUUCUGGUUCUUGUUGGAGCCAUCGCUGCCCAACACUAUUACCAAGAGCAGCAGCAUCAUCACCACCAUGAGGAAGAACACCAUGGUCCAGCUCACUACGAGUUCCACUACGAUAUCCAUGAUGACCACACUGGAGAUGUGCAGGGACGCAAGGAAUCUCGCAAGGAUGACCAGACCCAGGGAGAAUACUACCUGAUUGAUGCUGAUGGCCACAAGCGCACUGUCACCUAUCACGUUGAUGGCAAAAGUGGAUUCAUUGCUGAGGUGCACCGUGAACCAAUCAAGGGAUACCAGGCGCCGCAGCCCGUGCACAAGAUCGUGGCUGUUCCAGUGCAUCAUGGGUAUCAUCAUUAGAAUAAUUUGAAGAUUUUUUCGGUUAAGUAGUAAAUGUGAUAGGAACGGGUUGUUAUGUAGGAAAAAUAAAAAAAAACUGUGAAUA
Aedes albopictus (Asian tiger mosquito) is the source of this 511-nucleotide messenger RNA. Its product is annotated as larval cuticle protein A2B-like. The coding region runs from base 49 to 426 and encodes 125 amino acids. The record is from RefSeq and is a predicted model, not a curated record. Lineage: Eukaryota; Metazoa; Arthropoda; Insecta; Diptera; Culicidae. Gene Ontology annotation, cellular component: extracellular matrix. The transcript has 2 exons.